Molecule: messenger RNA, 7230 nt
Organism: Labrus bergylta (ballan wrasse)
Lineage: Eukaryota; Metazoa; Chordata; Actinopteri; Labriformes; Labridae
Product: gamma-aminobutyric acid type A receptor subunit gamma3
Biological process (GO): chloride transmembrane transport; regulation of postsynaptic membrane potential; signal transduction
Cellular component (GO): neuron projection; synapse; postsynapse
Molecular function (GO): inhibitory extracellular ligand-gated monoatomic ion channel activity; GABA-A receptor activity; GABA-gated chloride ion channel activity
Source: RefSeq, a predicted model, not a curated record
AACUAUGAGAAGCUUUUUUCUCAGGUUAUCCUCUGAGCAGCUGUGACCGCCGGACACAGACACAGACACAUCCACACUUGUUGUCAACCUGCAACAAACAUGACAUCCAAAUCACUGGCUUAUGUCUUUUUUCUGUCUGCCCUGCACACUUGCUCUCUGACAAUCGAGUACGAAGAGGAAUACGAGGAUGUCACCGUAAACCAAAUGUUGGCUCCUAAAUCACAAGAAACAGACGCCACGGAAAUACUCAACAAUUUACUGAAAGAAUACGACAAGAAACUGCGGCCGGAUAUUGGAGUUAAGCCAACAGUCAUAGACGUGGACAUAUUUGUGAACAGCAUCGGACCAGUGUCAUCAAUAAAUAUGGAAUAUCAAAUAGACAUCAUCUUCGCCCAGACGUGGAUAGACAGCCGUCUCAGAUACAACAGCACCAUGAAAAUAUUGACUCUGAACAGCAACAUGGUGGGACUCAUUUGGCUGCCCGACACCAUCUUCAGGAACUCCAAGAACGCAGAUUCACACUGGAUUACAAUGCCCAACCAGCUGCUGAGGAUAUGGAACGAUGGGAAGAUACUUUACACCUUGAGAUUAACAAUAAAUGCAGAAUGCCAGCUGCAGCUGCACAACUUCCCGAUGGACGAACACUCCUGUCCGCUCAUCUUCUCCAGCUAUGGAUACCCGCGAGACGAGAUGAUUUACAAGUGGAGGAAGAACUCCGUGGAGGCGGCGGACCAGAAGUCCUGGCGUCUCUACCAGUUUGAUUUUAUGGGCCUGAGAAACACUACGGACAUAAUAAAGACCACGGCAGGUGACUAUGUGGUGAUGACGGUGUACUUUGACCUGAGCAGGAGAAUGGGUUACUUCACCAUCCAGACGUACAUCCCCUGCAUCCUCACCGUGGUCCUCUCCUGGGUUUCCUUCUGGAUCAAAAAAGACGCCACGCCAGCCAGAACGGCUUUAGGUAUCACCACAGUGCUGACCAUGACCACCCUCAGCAGCGUGGCCCGGACUUCUCUGCCCAGAGUGUCUUAUGUCACCGCCAUGGACCUUUUUGUCACCGUCUGCUUCCUGUUUGUCUUCGCUGCUCUGAUGGAGUACGCAACAUUAAAUUACUACUCAUACAGCACUCGAAGACCCAGCUGCAUGCACCCGAAAAGAUCGAACUAUUCAGUCCUGGAUGUGAGACCCCAACACACCACCAUCACUUUAAACAACUCCCUGUACUGGCAGGACUUUGAGGACGCUUGUGUCUACGAGUGUUUGGACGGAAAAGACUGCCAGAGCUUCUUCUGCUGCUUCGAGGAGUGUAAAGGCGGAAGGUGGAGGAAAGGACGUCUCCACAUAGAUUUACUCGAACUGGACGCAUACUCACGUGUCUUUUUUCCCACCUCCUUCUUACUGUUCAACAUUGUAUAUUGGGUGGGUUAUCUCUACCUUUAGCACUCUGCAGGAUCAGUUCAACUAAAGAAUUGCAAGAUGAAUAAAGAGGUAACACCAAAUAAACUCUUUCCUGUGGUACCUGAAGCAGUAGCCUGGAGACAAACGGACAGGACAAGCCUGUGCCAAGAAGAGAUUUCUGCCUUUGUGACUUCAGGUAUGAGAAUACAACACAAUACUGACUCCCUUUAACAUGCUGUACACAGAGGAGGAUGGACUGUGUGCUAAUGACGAUCUGAAGACAAAGAGGGAAAUGUGCUUCGCACUGCUCCCUGAAAACUUCUCAAUCAGGAGGAUGACUUAUGUUGUAGGGAGAGUACCGGCACGUUAUUAUCCAGCCAUCAGUCAAAUCCAGUUGAUGAAAAUCCAAGGACAUUCAAACCAUUCAUAGUGCCUUCCUCUGGAGGGGUAGAUAGUAUCUGCUACAAUAAUCAGGGAAUAAUGAUUUAUAUGAGAAAAAAGAAGAGCCUGGCUUUGACUGAUUAUGGCUGUUCUCAUUCGGCGCUUUGAGGUACAUUUAUAAAACAGCCAUUUGUUGUAACAACUUCAUGAAAAAUCAUUCGGGUUUUAUCUCUUCUCACUUACUUUCAGCCAUUAGUCAUGACUCAUUCCUCCUGCAUGCUACACUAUAAGCAGCCCCUGGAGCCUACACUGUAAUACGUAAAGUGGUUUCCAGGGAAGAGGAGUUGGUGUGAAUUAACCUUACAGCAGAAUUUAUAUGUGCUUUAUUGUCUUAAUUGUUUUAGGUUUAGUUAUGCUUGUGUUCAUACAGACACAUGUUGACAUUCAGGCACAGAUCUCUCAUCAGACACAAAACAACACUUUAAUGUAAAAGUCCCUUUAUUAAAUGCUGUGGGGUCAAUCCUGCACAGGGCACCAACUGUGACAUAUUCUUUUAGGAAUUGUUUUCAGAUUAUUUCUUAUAAACGUUUACUUUACUUCCUUUCUCACAGUCGGAUAAGAAGAAUGAUACCACGCUCAUGUAAUACUAGCCUUUGGUUACCUGCCAGUUUGCCCGGCUGAGCAUAAAACCUGAAGCAUGCUGACACUUCUCCUGAUUCCACAAAUUGUUAAGAUCUGUUAUUACAUUAAAAGUGUUUUAGCCUGAAUUUCUAGGAAUGAUUCACGAGUUGUGAAAAACAUAAAACUAUGGCUUAAUGUAAUUAAGGACAGGGAGAAAAACACAGCAGUUCCUUUUCUCUACAAACUACAUUGUCAUAUAUGGACUCUGUGUGAUGAAGCACCCGGGGAACAAAGGCAACCAUGGGUGUAGUUCGAUUUCAUUUCGAUUUGAUGUACUGUCGUUGCAGUGCAGCCACUUCUUGCCAGAGCUCUGAACACAAACUAGCUGAAGUGAAAAGGCAAGAACUGGGUGUUUGAUUUUCUUCCUCUGUGAACAAAGUGCACAAAUGAAAUAUAAUGGCUGGCAUUAGCACUUCUCCGCAGGCACAAAUGUGAUAAUCACACUCGUUAGUCUUUGUCUCGGUUGGUUCUAGUUUAAAGGCAACUGACAAAUUAACAUGAUCCUGAGGAAGUUGUAAAUUAACCACGAUAGACUUAUAGUUUAAAUAUUUACUGUUUAUUUUAAUUUGAUUUCCCUUUGUUUGGAUUUGGCAUUAGCAACCGUUGAAUUGCCUUAGUGUAGCCAGCCUAGGGCUGAGAUGAACACAUAUUUACCUCUGAUUAUAACCUCAGCAUGGUGAAAACAUCACCUCAAUGAAGGCUACUUCUUUGCCCGGGGCAGUGAGAAGAACUUUUUAUAUCCCUUUUUCAAGUUUUGUUUCUAUUACUUUUGUUUUGUACUGUAUGUACCAAAUAUUUCACAUAUGUGCCCAGUACAUUUUGUUUUCUGAGAACAGCCCCACAGUAAAUUGGUUACACUUGAUGUUUUGAUACUUCACAUACAGUAAUGGUGUAAUGGUGUGGUGGACAAAAUGUGUUUUGAAUGUUGCUUUUGACUUGUGGAGUAUUUGACAAUUGCUGGUAAUGAUGCUGCAUUUACAUUGUGGCUAUAUGAAUGCAAUAGAUAUGAAAGUGAAUGUUUAUUAGCAGGAGAACAGUACAGCUAGCACUGAUAUGAAGUGCCCCAACUGUGCCUAUACAGACAAACAAGAUGCUGUAUGAAAAUGGAUUGAUAACUGAAAGGGGAGUUGAUGGUUAAAAUCUGAUAUAAAGGCAUAGCUAAAUGGAAUUAGCACUUCCUCGCUAAAAAAAAGAAAGAUAAGAAAAUGUAAUGAUGAUUAAAUUGGAUAGGUGCAAAAUUCCAUCCAGUUUGAUAGCAUUAUAAGAUUCCUGUCAGGCAGCUUAGUUUAAUAAUAUAAUGCAAUAAGACACUUAAAACUCUAACCGUUGUUUCUUGCCGUUUUUGUUUGCUAACAUUGCUUUUUGAUAAUGUCACAAGACACGCACAAAUGAAAAUGAUAUCUUCACGUGAUUAAAUUGGAUAGGUGCAAAAUUCCAUCUCACAGUGGCAUCUAAUUACUGUAUAAAUUGGCCCACUGUUUAAUAGCAUUAUAAGAUUGACAAAAAAUCCUAGCUAACAGUUCCUAGCAGGCAGUUCAUUUAGCCCACAAAAUGCAAAAAGAUGCUUAAAGCUUAAAAAACAAAUAGAUAACAUUGCUGUUUAAUAAUGUCAAAAGACACUAACAAACGAAACUGAUCAAUUAGAUAGCUGUUAAAUUCUAACUUACAUUUGCACAUUAUUCUUUAAAUAAAACCAUUUGAUGCUUUACUAAGUAAGAAAAGUGUACACACCUAGCUAAAGGUAAUAGCACUUUCUAGUUUAAAUAAAUUGGAUGGGUUUAAAUUCUUGCUUCUUGGAACAAUACAAUUUGCUAGUUUUACAAUAACAUGAAAAAGUCAGGAAUUUCAAUCAUCAUACAUUAUUUCAAUGCUAACUUUAGCCUCCUUUUUGAUGGUAUGACAUGAUGUAGACAUGUUUACCUCACAGUAGCACCUAUUUCAAGCUAACAAUACAGUUUUUUAUAGUUUUAAAUAUAGGACAAGAAUGGUAUAAUUCAUGCACAUUAAUCAACAUAUUGGCAAUAUGCACCUCUGUAAAUAUGCUAGAAUUAGCACAAUAGCUAAUUUUCAUCCUUAGGCCUAAAAUAGGCCUACUAACAAAAAACAUGACACAGUUAGAAAGGAGUAAAAAUCCAGCUAUUGCACCUAUUCCUAGCACCAAAUACUGUUUGAUGGUCCUGUAAGAAAGGAAGUCUACUUUGCUAAAAUAAUAAUAAUAGGAAGUGGACUGACACCUCUCCAGCUAUCAGGCCAAUUUACUGAUUUGGUCCGUGCCGGGACCUGAACUGGCGGCCAUCCAAUUCCAAACCCAAGUCCCUACAGACUGAGCUACUGCCAUCCUAAAUGUCAUACUUUCUAGCUUACACUAAUGCUACAUUAUUUUACAAAAGACAAUGAUAUAGCAACUCCUCCUAGCUUAAACAAGUGUUGGAAAUUUCAAAACUAUAUGUUAAUAAAGGAAGUAACACCAUUUUGUGGCUAACAACACCAGUAAAUAGGUUUACAUUGAUAUGGAAGGAAAGGCUUAAAUGCCUUGCUAACUGAAAUGUUAGCCUGAAAGAGGUUAAAUGCUAAUGUUAGCGGAAUCUUUCAGUUGCUAGUAAAUGUGGGAUCAGAGAAAUGCUUGAAUGAAACACUUACUCAGCUUGACUAUGUUUAUAUAAUUUACAAACUGAUCUAAUUUAUAAAGAUUAGUUUGCUUCAAAGCUUCAAUAAUCACUAAAUUGAUCAUCAUUUUAACAAAAUUGAAAACAAAGGCUGUGUCCAAAACCGCAUUUCAUACUCGAUGAGAUGUCAAAUUGAGUAUGUGGCACGAUCCGAAAUCUUUGAAUGCAAUUUUGUGUAAAGAAGACAUGCCUGCAUGGACAGCAGCCUAUAAUAGUUUUUUUUUUAUUAUUUUACAGUAGCACACUGAUCAUAGUAAACUGCCCCCAAAUACAUUGCAGCUCUCAGACGUCGGAGCUCACCAGCAAGCCUGCUAGUGUGAAACAAAUAAAUAACUGUAAUGUAAUGUUUUAUAUGUUGUCAAAUAAUAUUAAAAUUACUACGUAACUGAAUUCAUAAUGAAUGGAUCUAUUUUUUUGUUAGAUUCUAUUUAUUCUUGAUGCUAGCUUAUCAAACAUAGCUUUAACCGGAGGGACGUCACAUGACCCGUACUUAAGCAUGCUGCAAACCAUAUAUUAAGGAUCGAGAUAGCAGGCAGUAUACUGUUUGAGUAUGUAGUAGGCAGUAUGUUAAUUUGGGGUUUCGGACACAGCCUAUGUUUUUUUGGCCACAAUGUGAAUGCAAAACUUCUGUUCGAUAUCACAUUAGUCUGUGUUUAGAGGUGAUUAAUGAUUGUUCAUUACUCUGUGGACCACAGAUUUUUCUUUGUACUGAGGCCCUUCCACUAACAAAUGGAGGGUGAUGCAAUAAGGUAAUUUGAUUGGUGCUAAACUUUACAAUAACUUGUACAUUUCCAUGAAAGGAUGGAAAGCAACUCAAUAAGCCAACAUUAGACAACGAACAGAUAGGAGAGGCGUGAGACAGGCUGGUUUAUAUGAACCCAUUUGUAUGUUUGUAUUGUGCAAGUAUGAACUUUCAACAGCGCCUUGAUUGUUAAAAUCAUAGGACCUUUGACUUACUCAUUCUGGUCUGACUCAGUGUUAAAAAUAGUAUGGAAAACACUAGCACAGCAGCAGCAUGCAUAAAAAAGUACUCACUUACUUAUUGUAAGUAACAAUAUCAAGAGUUGAAUAUGCAGCUCAGUCUUACAACAGAUCCUGAAAGAGUCAUCACAUUUAUCAAUGUUCAUGGACAUAAAUUUCCCUUUUAUUCCCCUUUCAGUCAGCCAAAAUUUCUGUAUUUUUGCUAAGCAUAUUUUAUCCGUUUAUGGAAGUCAAGGGAUCUUAUGUAAACCCUGAAAGUUAGCGAGGUUUGAGAUCAGAAGAACCCUCAGAGGAAAAUGGUCAACCGUUGUAUUGAAAUGCUUGAGUUUAAAAUUCUGGGCAAUAUCAUAUAAAGAGGGAAAUUUGUUUCCAUACACAAAUCUAUUCUGUUUUCAUGAACAUAUCAACAACUACCAUGCGACCAAGAUGCUACAGAGCAUGGUCAGUCUAGGUCCCUAUUCUUUAAUUUUCUGUUAGAUCUUUUGACAUUUAUCUGUAGAUUGGAGUCGUUGUGCAGGUGUUACCUUUGACCUAUGAGUUUACAAAAAACAAGUACUCAUCUCAUGAUGAAGCUUUUUCUGUUGCCAGGUUUUAGAUCCAGACAAAAUGAAUUCAAUGUGUUUAAACUGACUUAAAAGAUUUACUGUUUGGAGCCUUCGCCGUUCUCAUCUGAAGAUGACAAAACCCCUAUUCUGCCCUCCCUGAUAUUUCUUUCAUCAUCUUUUUUGAACUGGACAGUUCACAUUUCUCAAUGUUACCUUCCAGGCUCUGGGAGAGCAAAGCAGGUAAACACAGGGAGGGAUUCGGCUGGGAUUUGAUCUCAGACCAGUACGGACAUGUGUGUUGCUCCUGACUGAAACAGUGAAUGAGCUCUGGGCAUCCACUCAUCUGUGCUGAGGAUCAGCAGGAUUAUGCAGAUGGGCAUGUGGGAGACCGACAUUUAGACAUGAAACUUAUCUGUCGGUCGCUGAUGUGCUAUAAAUCCCUACCAACAAAGCAGUUUUUGUGAUUUAGACAUUUGGUAUUAAAGGCUUGAGAGUUCUGUGACAAAAACACAUUUGUUGCUCUGUUAUGAAAGUCUGAUAGAAAAUUAUUUUUAUCAACAAUUUCAAUAAAACAGACU